Messenger RNA from Lotus japonicus, 1518 nucleotides. RefSeq lists its product as uncharacterized. The record is from RefSeq and is a predicted model, not a curated record. The transcript has a single exon. Gene Ontology annotation, molecular function: nucleic acid binding; zinc ion binding. Lineage: Eukaryota; Viridiplantae; Streptophyta; Magnoliopsida; Fabales; Fabaceae. The coding region runs from base 1 to 1518 and encodes 505 amino acids.
AUGAGUGGAGACGAAGAAGGAGCAUUUGAUCUCAAGCUGUUUGUGAAAGCUGUUACAGAACAAUUCACAGCCUUAAAUAGAAGGUUUGAUGAUUUAGCAUCAAGGUCUAGGUCCCCUCCUAGGCGAAACAAUGAAGAGGAAGAAGAGGAGGAGUAUUCAGAUGGAAGAUCUCAUGAAAGAAGAAGAAGUGACAAUAACUUGAAUAGUAUCAAAAUGACCAUCCCUACAUUUCAAGGAAAGAAUGAUCCUGAACUGUACUUGGAGUGGGAGAGAAAGGUGGAGCAUGUGUUUGAUUGCCAUCACUAUUCAGAGGAGAAAAAGGUAAAAUUGGCAGUUGUUGAAUUUUCUGAUUAUGCUAGUAUUUGGUGGGAUCAAUUUGUGAUAAACAGGCGCAGAAAUGGAGAGAGACCCAUUCGCUCAUGGGAAGAAAUGAAGGCUGUCAUGAGAAGAAGAUUUGUCCCCAGCCAUUACCAUAGAGACUUGCACCGAAAAUUGCAAAGUCUGACCCAAGGUUCUAUGAGUGUGGAGGAUUAUUACAAGGAGAUGGAGAUAGCUAUGAUGAGAGCCAAUAUAGAAGAAGACCGUGAAGCCACUAUGGCAAGGUUUAUUGGAGGUUUAAAGAAGGAGAUUGCUGAUGUGGUGGAAUUACAAUAUUAUGUGGAGAUGGAGGAUUUGUUGCACAAAGCAGUUCAGGUGGAAAAGCAAUUGAAGUCCAAAACCUCCUCCAAAUUCUCAUCAUCCUCAAGCACUUCUUGGAAGUCAAAUUGGAAGAAUAAUAAAGCCAUUUCCCAUCCUAAAGAAAAUGUGAAGGCCAAGUCUACUAUGGCAUCCUCUAAAGGUAAAUCUGAAACUUAUUCUUCUUCACGAUCACGUGAUAUAAAAUGUUUCAGAUGCCAAGGAAUUGGGCAUAUUGCUUCUGAGUGUCCAAACAAAAGAGCAAUGAUUUUGCUGGAUAAUGGAGACAUAGAGAGUGUGAGCUCAAGUGAUGAUGAAAUGCCUCUGUUAGAAGAUUGUAGUGAUGUUGAAGUGGCUGAACCCGUGCAUGGAAAUUUGCUUGUUACUAGGCGUGCUCUUAGCAUACAGCCUAAGGAAGAUGAAUAUGCGGAGCAACGUGAUAAAAUUUUCCAUACUAGGUGCCUCAUUAAUGAAAAGGUAUGUAGCAUGGUUAUUGACAGUGGAAGUUGUACUAAUGUUGCUAGCACCUUGAUGGUCGAGAAACUGAACUUGCCAACCAAAAAGCAUCCUAAUCCAUAUAGACUUCAGUGGCUCAAUGAUUGUGGAGACAUAAGGGUGACUAAGCAGGUUUUGGUAUCAUUUUCCAUUGGAAAAUACAAAGAUGAGGUUCUUUGUGAUGUUGUGCCUAUGCAUGUGGGCCACUUGCUUCUUGGGCGGCCAUGGCAAUCUGAUAGAAAUGUUGAUCAUAAUGGGUACAAAAAUACCUAUACCUUUACCAUGAACAAUCGCACCAUUGUGUUGACACCUCUCAAACCUGCUGAAGCAUACGCUCACGAUUCUUGA